UUAUUAGAGAGGCGAAAAAUAAAAAGAAAAAGAGGAGUGUGAGGAAACGUAUUGAACCUGUAAAGAUUCUUUUUUUUUUUUGUAUUAUUUGGGUGAGGACCCCAAAGGAUCUAUUUCUACCUAACUCUGGCUGCCCACCAACAACAUUUUAGGAGUUUCCGGCAAGAUUCUGAUCAAAUAUAAUCAUAGUUUAAGACAAGAAGUGGGAUAUGAAGGAGACAAAGCUUUUUGAUUUGAUUUUCUUUCUUUGGUGAUACAAGCUGUGGGAUUUGAUUCCUUGUGAUAGGUGGCUAAGUUGAAGGAGUUUGUGAUGGAACAAGAGGUGGCAAAGAAGGCUGAAUCUGAAUCUUCUCAGACCCCACAAGAAGAAAAGUCUAAGGAUGUCAACAAUGGUAGUAGUAAUAAUAAUGUUAAUGGAAGUGAUGACGAUGAUGCUGCUGCUGCUGCCAAGGAAGAAGAUGUUGCAGCGGAUGAGAAAGGUGCCAUCCCUGUUGCUGAAGACAAGAAGAAGGCACCAUCUGCUCCAAAGGUUGCAUUUGCGGAUCCUAUAGAGAAUUCUUCUGGACCUAUGUUCGAUAGAGAUGCUGUUCUUGCUAGAGUUGUAACGGAGAAGAGAUUGGCUCUGAUCAAGGCAUGGGAAGAAAGCGAGAAAAGCAAAGCAGAGAACAAGGCGUACAAGAAACUCUCGGCAGUCGAAGCUUGGGAGAACAGCAAGAAAGCCACUGUCGAGGCAAAACUAAAGAAAAUCGAGGAGAAUCUGGAGAAGAAGAAGGCGGAGUAUGCAGAGAGGAUGAAGAACAAGAUAGCAGACCUUCAUAAGGCUGCGCAAGAGAAGCGUGCGACAGUCGAAGCCAAAAAGGGAGAGGACUUCAUCAAGAUAGAAGAGGAGGCCGCGAAAUUCCGAGCAAAAGGUCAUGUCCCAAAGAAGUUUUUCGGAUGCUUUAGCAGUUGACAUAGGAAAACAGAGUCUUCUCCCCCAAAUUAUCAUCAAAACCUAUUGCUAUCUGGUGGUUGUGUACAAAUUAUGUGGGGCUUCUUGGCAGUGUGUCUAAUUAUAUGGAUACAGCACCGUCUAUUGUUUCUUCGACGACUUCGGUCUUAGGGAUCAAAGUGUUGUACAGAGGCCAAUGGAAAGAAUAAGUCGAUACGAUAUUUAUUUCCUUUUCAUUUCCUUCA
Molecule: messenger RNA, 1176 nt
Organism: Punica granatum (pomegranate)
Lineage: Eukaryota; Viridiplantae; Streptophyta; Magnoliopsida; Myrtales; Lythraceae
Source: RefSeq, a predicted model, not a curated record